Messenger RNA from Thecamonas trahens ATCC 50062, 1769 nucleotides. RefSeq names its product exodeoxyribonuclease 1. Gene Ontology annotation, molecular function: metal ion binding; 5'-flap endonuclease activity; DNA binding. The transcript has a single exon. Bases 1 to 1734 code for a protein of 577 amino acids. The record is from RefSeq and is a predicted model, not a curated record. NCBI's taxonomy places the organism in Eukaryota, Apusomonadida, Apusomonadidae.
AUGGGUAUUCCUGGCCUGCUCCAAGCCCUCCGCGGUGCAAGCACCGAGGUCCAUGCCGCCCAGCUCGCCGGACUCACGGUGGGCGUCGAUACAUACUGCUGGCUGCAUCGCGGCGGCUACGGCUGCGCUCGCAGGCUAUGCCUCGGCGAGCCGACCGACAUGUACGUCCGGUUUGUAGAGUUCCGGGUCGAGAUGCUGCGGCAUCAUGGCGUGACGCCGGUGCUGGUAUUUGACGGCGCCUCGCUGCCGUCCAAGGGUGCGACUGACGCCGGCCGCCGCACCCGUCGCGCCGCCAUGCGUGCCAAGGGCGAGGCACUGCUCGCCGACGGCAACCACGCCAAGGCCGACUCGUGCUUCCAGAAGGCAUUUGAGGUCACCGCCGAGAUGGCUGCCGCCGUCAUCUCGGCCAUGCAGGCACAGGGCGUUGAGUGCAUUGUCGCGCCGUACGAGGCCGACGCCCAGCUCGCAUGGCUCGCCCGCAACGGCGUCGUCGACGCCGUCAUCACCGAAGACUCGGACCUGCUGGUUUACGGCGUCGAGCGCGUCAUCUUCAAGAUGGACCGCCUCGGCGCCGGUGUCGAGAUCAAUGCCGCAAACCUGUCGGCCUCGUCGUCUCUCGAUCUCCACGGCUGGAGCCACCAUCAGUUCAUGCACAUGUGCAUCCUCGCAGGCUGCGACUACUUGCCAUCACCCACUAACGUCGGGCUCAAGACCGCGAACCGGCUCGUCAGUCAGUCCAAGUCGCUUCCAGAUCUAUUUGCUCGUCUCGUCACCUCGCGCACGCUUCCGCUCUCGUACAUCACCGACUUUCUCCGGGCCAAGCUCACCUUUCGCCACCAAACUGUUUACGACACCCACGCCCGCUGCGCCGUCCCGCUCGAGCCAUUUGACGUCGCCGAGCUGUCCGAUCUGCCGUCAUCAGCGCCGCCCAUCCCGCUUCCGAUCUCUACCUUUGUCGGGCCAAUGCCGACCCAGCACGUGGCUCGCGCCAUUGCCGCCGGCCUCCUCCACCCGGACACCCAUGCCCCGCUGGUUCCGGCGCCGACCUCGCCCGCCGGCAGUGCUGCGCUCUUGCGCCCAGGCAAGCGCAAGCGCCCAUCAUCGGCGUCGGCCGGCCCGGCGCCCAACCCCGCCCCGUGGUCUCUCGCUCCGCGUCCGGCAUCGACGCCGCUAGUCAUCCGUGUCCCGUCAUACUCGCGCUCCGGCUCGCUCGCCUCGCCGUCGGCCUCGUCGUCACCACUCGGCGCCCGCCCAGCUAACGUCUUUUCGCGCUCGUCUUCGUCAGCCUCACUCGUCCGCGUCCCAUCUGGUGUCGCUUCUGCCCCCUUGCCCUCCCCUGCCAACACCGAGGGAACCCGCGGCGGCAUCGCCUCGCCGCUCGCCCACACCGCGCUCCCGUUUCGUCCGCUGAUCGCCACAUCGCAGCGCCCGCUCAAGCGUCCGCGCCCCCUUGCCCGCCCGGCCGCCUCGCCUGCCGCUCACGCCAACCGCACUAGCAGCGAUGAAGACGACGACGGCAGUGACAAUGACAGCGAUGAUGAGAGCGGAGACGACGACGACGAUGUCCAUGACGAUGAUCAUAGUGGUGCCGGCUCGCGUGCCUCGCCUACCGACACCAACGCCGAGAACGCCCGCCCGCAAGCCACCGUCCUCCCGUUUGCACGCACCCUCGCCGCCGGCUCCAUCUUUGGCCCGCGGCGCAAGGCCUUCCGAUAUCCAUCAAGUCGCGCGUAGCUUCUAGGUUGCAGGAGUAAAUGAGUGAAGCCCGU